Molecule: messenger RNA, 327 nt
Organism: Diabrotica balteata
Lineage: Eukaryota; Metazoa; Arthropoda; Insecta; Coleoptera; Chrysomelidae
Source: the annotation of a GenBank genome assembly
AUGGAACUAGUAGACGCAAAAGCAGAAAAAGAAGAAAAGGAAAGGCUUAAAAAAAUAAAGCUGAAACUGAAAAAAGAAAAUCAGCGUAACAAGAGGAAUGAUGGAAGCAAAGAAAAAUUUAAAGGAAACCAGAAAACGAAAUCAAAAUCAGGGAAGCGUGCUUUAUUUAAUGAGUCAAAUAGUGACGUGAGUGAUACUGAUUGCCUUUUCUGCGAGGAUUCUAAGUCAAGGGAAAAUGAAGGAUGGAUAAAGUGUUCGGUAGAUGUUGGUAGGGUUAGGGUAAAAAAUAUGUAUCUAAAAAAUUUACCGAGGAAAACUGAAAAUUAA